Molecule: messenger RNA, 3344 nt
Organism: Suillus fuscotomentosus
Lineage: Eukaryota; Fungi; Basidiomycota; Agaricomycetes; Boletales; Suillaceae
Product: Piwi domain-containing protein
Exons: 9
Coding region: 164-3034 (956 amino acids)
Molecular function (GO): RNA binding; protein binding
Source: RefSeq, a predicted model, not a curated record
UGGGAGUCGGAGAUAUUUGAUUUAUUAAAAGUUAAUUAAGGCCUGCAGGCUGUAAGCUCACGUGAUAUGAGGGAGUACAAAAACGCUCCUUUUUGGCGCUUGCUGUACUGAACCUUCCCCUUGUAACGUUGUAUAUAUACAUAGCAGUAAACGUACUGUAAACAUGGCCUACAGAGGCGAUCGUGGACGCGGUGGCUUCGACAGAGGGAGAGGGGGACGAGGAAGCCCUAUUCCCGGCGACAGGGGACGGGACUCACCCUCUGGCUUUCGUGGCGGUGGCGGCAGAGGCGGUGACCGUGGCCGAGGGUUCGACAGAGGCCGGGGAAGGGGCUUUGGCGCUCCAAGGGAACAAGGCGGAAUAUUUCUCGAGAACCAACCAGCUACCGUCGACGCUCGAGUAGCUGAUGACUCCGACAAGGCGCUCGUCGCUAGUUUACGAAACACUCAGCUCAGGAAUGACCCUGAUAGUAUGCCCUUGCGCCCAGAUUUUGGCACUGUUGGGGUGCCAAUCAAACUUCGCACCAAUUUCUUCCCUGUGCGCGUUCCCAAGGGACCGCUUUAUGAGUAUGACAUCGCUAUCACGCCUGUGGCUGGAACAGCUACUCGUCGCGUCAAGCGUCGCAUAUUUCAGCUCGCAGAGCAGACUACUACGUGGCAACAGUCUGGGAUGCGUGGCACUGUCGCACACGAUAGCAGUGCAAAGCUUAUAUCGGCUCGUGUUCUAGCACAGCCUCUUACGAUCAAAGUCCCAUAUUAUGACGAUGACCAAACUGGGCCUCCGGCACAGGGUGGCAAAGAAUACACACUCACAAUCAAAUUCAUUCAGGAAAUCAACACACAGGAUCUCAUGAGUUACUUGAAUGGAGAUAACCAGUAUCGAAACUACAACACCCUUCCUGUUAUUUCCGCGUUGAAUCUUAUUCUUGCCGCGCAUCCAUUGCGCAGCGGCAUCAAAGUCGGUCAAGACCGCUACUUCUUCCGCUCUGCUGCUGUUCCAGCAAAUCUCGGCGGCGGUUUAGAAGCAUGGAAGGGCUUCUACUCUUCUGUGCGCCCAGCUCAUCAUCAGCUGAUGGUGAACGUCAAUGUCUGCACCACAGCGUUCUAUACCCCUGGAAAUCUUGCGGUGCAGAUGAUGGCUUUCCAAAACUCCAGUUUCGGCGCACGAAUGGAAGCGUUUUGUAAAGGCGUCAGGGUCAAAGCUACCCAUCUUGGUUAUCGAAAGACCGUCAAGUGUCUUGCCCGCCAGAACGCACGCCAGUACACCUUCCCGUGCGACGAACUUGGAGGAUCCGUCUCAGUAGAGCAGUACUUCUCGCGUAAAUAUAAGAUUAAGCUGAAGUACCCUGACCUACCUCUUGUCGAUGUCGGGGGGCAGAAGAAAAACUACCUGCCAGCCGAAGUUUGCGAAAUUCUUCCUGACCAGCCUUUCCGUGGCAAGCUUACAGACGAUCACACUGCAGCUAUGAUAACAGUCGCGUGCCAACCACCCAACGUCAAUGGUAACGCUAUCAUGAACGGUCUCAGAGAGCUUGGGUUUGUAAACCCAGGUCCCACACUCGGCGCGUUUGGUGUAUCCAUCGGGCCCAACAUGGCAGUUGUCCCCGGCCGGAUCCUCCCGAGACCUGGACUGAAGUAUGCCAACAACGUGUCGCCCGCAGUUGAUGACAGAGCCUCGUGGAAUUUGCGGAACAUUCGUUUUGCUGUGGGCGCGCGCCUGGAGAAGUGGGCUGUCCUGCUCAUCGGCGAUCGUGGUAGAGACGAGUUUCAGGGGCCUCAAGAUCCUGCCCUCCGGACUGUUAUCAGCGGGUUCAUGGCCAUGUGCAAGAAUAGCGGGAUCUUUGUGUCAAAUGAGCAACCUCCGGUUGUAGCGGCAAACCUGCCGCCGCAAGAUAGAAGCGACCCGCUUAGGAAGAGCGCCAUCAAUAUUAUUCGCGAGAGUCUGAUGAAGUUGCAUCCAAAGCCUUCCUUGGUACUCGUGAUGCUAUCAAACGGCGACAAGAACAUUUACGAAGGACUGAAACACUUAUGUGACGUGUACCUCGACGUCGCUACUGUGUGUGUACACGUGGCCAAGAUUAGGAAGGAGAAGGGGCAGCCACAAUAUUUUGCAAACGUGGCCUUGAAGGUAAAUAUGAAAAUGGGCGGCGUCAACCACAAACUCGAUGAAAACUCGGGUCGGUGGCUCUCCAGCGAGCCAACGAUGGUAGUCGGAAUGGAUGUGACCCACCCUGGUCCUGGAAGUGCAAGAGGAACACCCUCCAUUGCUGCAGUAGUUGCGAGCGUGGACAAUCAUUUCGCUCAAUACCCUGCAAGUCUUGAAGUCCAGGAGUCGCGGAAAGAGAUGAUUACCAAUCUCAAGGAGAUGAUGAUAGCGAGGCUUCAACUUUUCCGUCAACGUAGCAAGGUAUUGCCUAAACGCGUACUGGUUUAUCGCGAUGGCGUUUCUGAGGGGCAAUUCAAUAUCGUCCGGAUGGAAGAGCUUCCGGAGAUCGUAAAAGCCUUCCAUACCUUCGAUCAGCCAAAGAAGCCUUAUCGCCCCCAACUAACUAUUGUGAUUUGUGGCAAGAGGCAUCAUACCAGAUUCUAUCCCACAGAACGGAAGGAUGCUGCAAAUGACGGCAAUCCAAAGCCUGGAACAGUAGUUGAUCGUGGGGUCACGGCAGUAUAUGACUUCGACUUCUUCCUUCAAGCCCAUGGCGGUUUGCAGGGUACGACGAAGCCGACCCAUUACUACGUCGUCCAUGAUGAAAUUGGCUUUGGGUCAGACAGUCUUCAGGGCCUUACGAAUGCCCUGAGCUACAUGUUCGCGCGCGCUACUAAGGCCGUGAGCCUUGUAUCCCCCGCGUAUUAUGCUGAUGUAGCGUGUGAACGUGGGCGAUGCUAUUUGAGGAAGCUCCUCCAGGGCCAAAGUGGGGAUGGUAUAACGGCCAGCGGUAGCGCCAGUACUAACGAACAAGAUGUCAUGCGGGAAGCACAGGCACUCUGGCGUAAUGGUGUCUCCAAGAACUUGAAGGACACCAUGUUUUACUUGUGAUCAUGCGCAUCUACUUUCCUUUUGACUACUGAUUAUCAUGCUCUCAAUCGUUAAUAGCUAUUACUCACAGAUUUUGUCUUGUCUUGCGUUGUUGAAUUGCUUGGUUUCUUAGAUGGCUUCCAGCUAUGUUUGUUGCAGGCUACUUCUUGUUUGGAUAUGUAAACUGGAUAUAUGAACCGUGUUUUGUGAAUUUUCUUGCACAACCUUAUGAGCUGUUUAGAGUAAAAGUUCGAGCACCUCCGAGCACCGCCGACGUUGGGUAGGCGCUAUUGGACAAUACACCACUUCGAGUUCCAUUCGAACUUCUAAA